This is a messenger RNA of Gallus gallus (chicken), 5504 nucleotides long. It is a transcript of the gene LNPK, whose product is annotated as lunapark, ER junction formation factor. Gene Ontology annotation, cellular component: endoplasmic reticulum tubular network. The coding region runs from base 3494 to 4756 and encodes 420 amino acids. The transcript is spliced from 13 exons. NCBI's taxonomy places the organism in Eukaryota, Metazoa, Chordata, Aves, Galliformes, Phasianidae. Gene Ontology annotation, biological process: endoplasmic reticulum tubular network organization. The record is from RefSeq and is a predicted model, not a curated record.
GGCGGGCGGCGGCGGGAUGCGUGGCCCGGCGCGCGGCAGGUACGUGUGGAGCGCCCGGCCCGGCUCCGCGGCGGGGACUCGCUCGCCUGUGGGGCGGAUAGGGCGCCCGGCGCUUUCCGCGGGCCGGGACUGGAGCCGCCGGCACGGCCCCCGCCUUCCUUUCGCUCGUUGACAGCCAGCGGCCCCUGGGGAGCGCGGCGGCGCAGGCUCGGAAGAGGAACCGCGGGCGGGAGGAGCACGCGGGGCUUCCCCCUGGCAGCGGGCGGGGGCCGGGAUGGAGCCGCCGCCCAGUCCGCGCUGUCCGGCCCCGGGCUCGCUAUGGGGCACGGAGGGCUCCUGGGCCGCUGCCCCGUGCUCCGUGUCCUUCUGGCGAAUCGCGCUUCUUUGUAGUUCAGGAGAAGCGCGGCGCGUUGAGGUGCUUCCAAGCAGAUGGCAACGAAGCUUGUAACUAACAGAAGUCAGUGUCUACCUCUAACAGAGGUAACAGGGCAGGGAGCAGUGCGUGGCAGGUGAUGCUCUCGGUUUACGUUCACCUGUCUGAGGCGUUUGGAGCUUCUUCAGCUUGUUGUGGGUGUCUGAGGCCGGCGAGCUGUGCGGGAGCCUGGGCUGUGGGUGGAAACGCAGCGAGCAGACCCGGACACGCAGUUUGGAGGUGGCACUUCCAUCCCUGGGUGUGAUGGUGAGCAACUGAUGAAGUCUAUGCAGGAACAAAUUAGUAGGCUUGUAGAAUACCUGAUUGAAAUGGCACUCCCCUUCCCUUGGGGGUGCAGUGUCUGUGUGUCUGUAUGUAAAGUCCCGACUGCAACUUCCGCAGCCUUCUUUCCUUUCGGUAUGACUUGGUUUGAUGUUAUUUAGUCAUGAUUUUCAGUGUGUUAGUUCUUAACUUCAGGGAUUUUAAUUUCUGGAGAGCUUUUUAAUCAUGGAACUUCUUUGAAGUUAGCUUGAAGAAAUUUGAAAGCGGUCAUGAUGUUCUGUAUGCUUUUGGGCCCUUUCUAAAGGGAGCCCUGAGGGUACCUGGUGUUGUUUGGACCCAGUGUUAGCUCUGAAAUGGAGUGCUGCCUGUGCUGUGAGCUAUGGGAGGCAGUCCACCUGACUGUGUAACUUGGUGAGGUGUAGUGAGAUCAUCAAACCAUUUUCUCCUUCUGGAUGAGUAGAUUGGAGGGUGUAAUUGUGCAUGCUCCAUCCUCUUUCAAAAGAAAAGCCUUUUCUGCUUCAGCUGUCCUUCUGUGCCAUGUCUGCUUUUUCCUGAUGAAGUUGCUUGUUUUUUUGGGUAGAGGAGAUGCUACCAGUAAACGUUUUUUUUUUUUUUUUUUUUUUUUUUUUGAGACUAAGGCAAAUAGAAAUCAGUAAUUGUGUUUUCAUGACCUUCUGUGUUGUUUUCACAAUUCUUGUGUUGUUGAUCUUUUUUUUUAAAGCCUAGGGUUCAGCUAUGUUGUUUGCACAUUAAAUCAGUGUUAAUAUGUGUGGAAUUAAGGCCUAUCACAGCAGUGCGUGGUGAGUGAAUAGAACAGCUCUAUGCUGAAGAAGUGCCUUCUUCUGAAGGAGAGGAAGGAAGGAAAGUGCCUGGAGUGAUCCAUAGUAAACACCGAAAAUUCUCCAUCUGGUAACGGAGGAUUAAGUGACUAAAUUGUAAAUGUGAAUUCAGUGGCCCUAAUCCUCUUUGGAGAAGGGAUAUGGUAAUACUGACUCACAGGCAGUAUCCAUAAAGCCUGUCACUCUCGUGGUUCCUAUAAAAUUAUGCAUGUGAGGACACUUGUCAAACCUGUUUCCCUUCCAGAUGUUUGCCAGAUAGUUUGAAAGACAUAUGGAUAGAUAACACUGUGAAUGUGUUGUUGACAGAGGUCUGCAACGCCAGUGGGUCAUGAAUAAUCUUUGCUCACAGGGCCCUCUAAAUGCUCUGUGUCAGAGGUUCUGCAGCUGUGGUAUGAAGGAAGAUGGCUCCAAAAGGCCAUAUGAACCUAAAAAAGCUACCUGUGCUCGUAGCACCAGUGGCAGUAUAAUUGAAGCAAACUGGAUUUGGGAACCACGUGCUAGGUUUACAAGCUUCUUAAUUGGCUAGCCGGCAGCAUUUGUUCUGUUUUGCAAUAAUGACACUGUUUCAGUGUGGAAGUACUUGAGGAGUAAGUGUCGUCCCACAUCUACUCGGUGCGUGUCAGAAUCUGUCUAUGCGUACCUGAUAAAAUGAGAACGGUGUAAAAUUCCUAGUGUUAAAGAACAGUAGUGUUGAAUGUUGAAAAGUGGAGAAGUUGCUGUUGUUUGAUUGAGGUGAGUUGCUGUAAUAGUGAUUGUUUGGAGGAUUUAUGCAGAAGACCAAGGGGUAACAGUGCUUUUUCCGUAGCUCACCCGCUCUGUGCUUGUAAUUUGGCAACAGCAGAGCUCAUGUGUCCAUCUGUUCUAGCUUCAUUUUGGCUGCGUUUCAAAUACAGAUUUGCUUAUCUUCAAGGAUGGAUUUUCAAAAUCAUAGGGCCUACAGUUCUGGGUUCUGAAGUCCUUGGCUCUCUUACAAGGUGAAGAGGAGGCUGUAAUACAGUAGCAUUAGUGAGCAGUACGUAUCCUAUGUUGUAUUAAUUCAUUCUGACAGCCUCAGACAGUUUGGGAACAAUUUCGAAUGGAGAUGAGAUUUCUUUAUCUUUCAGUGCUUGGCCAAAAGUAACUUAAUAAGCAAACUAAUAAUCACGUACUUCUGCCUAGCUGGGCAGUGCUUUGUUUUUGCUUUGUUCUAUUGUUUCACUCCAGACCGGAUUGAAAUUCUGUCAUUCUAAGGUUCCUAGUCCAUUUAUUCCACCUAUUUACUGAUGGAAGGUUGCAACGCUUCUGUUUCAGGAACCUAGAACCAGCUUAUUACAUUAGUGCUGUUCAUGGGUUCUGGAUUUGUGUAGGCUGAACUACUUUUGCACACCUGGAAUUGCUUUUAGGGCCAUUUAAUGUGCUGGUGACUGCCCUGAGUUGUAUUCAGGGAGCACCUGCCAGUGUAGUGCUUUCCAAGAGCGUGUGAAAUCUCUGUAGCCUCCUUUGAACCUAAAACCGAUCAUACAAAGGAGGGGUAAUAAUGCUAUAUGAGAAGUUCUUGUUGAUGAGUGUGAAAAGGAAGGAAGUCUAUGGAAGAAAACCUCUUUCUCGGGAAUAGUAGGAUGUUAAUUGUGAAUGUUGGGAGUGUCAACUAAAUAAAAAGGAACGUGAAGAGUUGAGCUUUUGAGCAGCUGAGGAAUUAUUUGGAAUUCAGUUUCAUAAAUUAUCCUGCUCAGUAAUAAGUUCUACAACUUUCUUGGGGUGGCUGGAGGAUUUUGGCUUGUUCGUGGUUAUUUUGCGUCUAUUUUUGAGGGUCCCUCUCUGUUUAAACACUUAAAAAGUAUAAAUAAAGUUGUUCACAUUCAGGUUGAUAAACAGACCUACAGGACGGCCUAUGAAGCAGAGACUCAGUAUUACAGUAACAUAUGGCUGUGAAUUCUUGUAGAAGAUUAAUAGCUCUACCUACAUUUGUCCACUGUAGAAGAUGGGUGGAUUAAUUUCAAGAUGGAGGCAGGCAAAGCCUUCUACUGUAGAAGUAUUAGAAAAAAUUGAUAAGGAAAUACAGACCUUAGAAGAAUUUAGAGAAAAAAAUCAGAGACUUCAGAAACUAUGGGUUGGAAGGCUACUCUUCUACUCUUCACUUCUUUAUCUUGCCACCUGCUUAAUUGUAUAUUUGUGGUGUCUUCCUGAUGAAUGGACAGCAAGGUUUUUUAUGACACUUCCAUUUUUUGCAUUUCCACUGAUAAUCUGGUUUAUAAGAACACUGCUCAUUUUUUUCUUUUCCAAGAGGACAGAAAGGAAUAAUGAUGCACUGGAAGAUUUAAAAUCUCAAAAGAAAAAAAUACUUGAGGAAGUGAUGGAGAAGGAAACUUACAAGACUGCUAAACUAAUUCUUGAAAGGUUUGAUCCAGAUUCAAAUGCAAAGGAGGCUGAACUGCCAUCUGCUGGAACAUCUGCAACCUCGAGACCUGGACAAGAAAUUCGUCAGAGGACUGCAGCUCAAAGAAAUGCUUCUACACCCACGCCUGCUACUCCUAAGCAAGGCUCUCCAAAAUUGCUUGUUUCGUCAACACCGUCUCCCGAUCUGCAGAGGGAUGCAUCUGCUCUUAGUGGACCACCAGAAAGAACCGCUGUGCCAUCCUUGCAGUCAAAUGUUCUACCGAGACGCCCUGGAUCCCCUGCUACUUCAGUGCCUGGAAUGGGUCUUCAUCCUCCAGGCCCUCCUUUAGCGAGACCUAUUCUUCCUCGAGAAAGAGGAGUUGUGGAUAGAGUUAUUGAGUAUUUGGUUGGAGAUGGUCCUCAGAACAGGUAUGCCCUUAUAUGUCAGCAAUGUUGUUCUCACAAUGGUAUGGCUCUGAAGGAGGAGUUUGAAUACGUAGCAUUUAGGUGUGCCUACUGCUUUUUCCUGAAUCCUGCAAGAAAAACGAGACCUCGGGCUCCACGGCUACCAGAUUUCAAUUUUGAAAAGAAGCAACUUCCAGAAUUGCAAUCGGAAGCAGAGCGUCCAGAAUCAAGAGAGAGAGAACCGCAGGGGAAUCAGCAGACAGAAGAAUCUGAAGGAGUGGCUCAGCAAAUUGAGACAAAUGAGACAGAUGAGAAAGCACCAAGUGCUGAGCAGUUGAAUGAUAGUCUUGUUGAAGAAGUUGAAAAAGAAGCAGCAGAAAAUGUUUCAACAACCGAAGACUCUAUUUCAGAUUCUGCUAUUUCAACUGAACAAAGUGAAGAAUCUUUAGUGAAAGCAGAAUAAAGUACUUCAAGUGCCUUCUGUAGCUAGUUUUUAGCUUUGUUCAUGCCUGUUGUUACUAUUCAGGUGAGCUUUUUUAAAUGGUACAACUUAAAAAUCUCGCUUGAGCUUAAACUGCCUCAACUGUCACAGUAUGUCAAAGCUUUGUGUAAAAGUGGAUAUUGUAAAUUAAGCAUGUCUUUAAGUUAACUCACAGAAUGUAUAGUUGGUUGAAGUCUAACAGUCAUAGACAUUGUUCACUUUGCAUAUUUGAAAAAUCAAACUUUUAAGUUUUAUUAAAGGUGACCUACAACUUGGCAUCUCUUUAGCUGUCAACGAACAACUACUGGCCCAGCUGAUCUAGUAAGUUUGGUCUAGUGAACUUAGAUACCUUUUAAUGUUUCCCUACCGAAGCAAAUUGAGUACAUCUUAAAUACAGAUGUUUACAAACUCAAGUGUCAUCGGACAUUGGGCUUAAGCAUAUGGAAAGUGUCAUUACAGUAGUGUUGGUGUUAUUCAUAGCUUAACUUUUUGACAGAAUUCAGUUAAAUGACACUCAAAAAUGGCAUCUCCUUUGGUAUUUGCAUUGCAGAUGAGCCAGAGGCACUUAAAUACAGAUAUGUUUUGUGUUUACAUAAAAUAUAGAAAGUCUCUGCACUUGAUUGUACUUGAAUAUGAAGCACUAUUUAUACCUGUAUAAUAAUGACAAGAUAAGUGAAUCUUGUGCCUUUGUGUAUUUUGUUAAAGGAAAAUAAAGAUAUCUAGCAGCAAA